AAGGGCACACAGUAUGUUUUUUGCUGGGAUUGGGGGAGGACCAGGCAGGUGAGAGGUGUGUGUGUGCAGGGGGUGGGGAGCUGUCUCUCUCUCUCUCUGGGAGGCUGGAGGAGGCUGGUUUAUGUAAAUAUCUCAAGUUCCUGACUUUCUCAGCCUGGAGCUGCUCAGUUCCAGCGAGAACAUUAUCAAAAACGGCUGUGGGAUUUGAGGCUGCCUGAGUUCCCUGCUCUGCGCAUACAAGGCAAGGUUUUGGCUACUGCCCAGGACAGGUAUCCAGCCUUCAGAGGAAAAGAAGAGCCCAUUUGGAUUUAUCACUAGGUCCUGAAUACUACAAGCCAUAAUUACAGAAUACAGCAACCCUUUCAGGCUGGUACCCAGCACUACAACAAGCAUGUGUUUCUGUCACUGUCCCACCAAAGUUUUUUCUUGUCUAAUCUAAUAUUUUGGAGUGCAAUUAAAUUGCACAGAUUUGUCUCUUGUUUUUGCUGUUUCUUUUUUUUUUUUUUUUUUUUUUUUGCUCGACCCUUUGGAAUUGGACUUGGAGGAUCUUACAGAUUUUGUUUUCUGAGCAGCAAGUCCUGCUGUCUUUCUUCUUUUAUUCUGUGGAGCCAGGGCAUCUGCAUAGCGUGGACAGUGGACAUCGGGGGUCGUGUUAGGAUCCCUGAGUGUCCUUCUGAGCUCCCGCCAUGCUAGCUCGGGAACCAAUCGUGUGGCUGUUUGUCCUGCAGACCUUAUGCUCCGCCUUCUCCAGGGACUUGGCACCACCCACUCCACGCGUACAGCUGUCUUUCAGAGAUCUCAAGGCUUCUGGCACUGCUCACUUUCUAAGCUUUCUGCUGAACACAACAGACUACCGGAUCCUACUAAAGGAUGAAGAUCAUGAUCGUAUGUAUGUUGGGAGCAAAGACUUCAUUUUAUCUUUGGACCUGCAGGAUAUCAACCGCGAACCUCUCAUUAUACACUGGCCAGCAUCCCAGCAGAGGAUAGAAGAAUGCGUGUUAUCUGGGAAAGACAGCAAUGGGGAAUGUGGUAAUUUUAUCCGUCUGAUCCAGCCAUGGAAUAGAACUCAUCUAUAUGUUUGUGGAACGGGGGCAUACAAUCCUGUGUGUACCCACAUCAACAGAGGGCGCAAAGCUCAGGCCUCAGCGCUGAAUCAUACAUUACUCCCUGGAGGACGAGGGAGCAGAGCUGCAGAUUCCCUGCUCACCCCAACGCCUGCUGACCAUAAGGAUUAUGUGUUUUAUCUGGAGCCAGAUCGGGUGGAAUCUGGAAAGGGAAAGUGUGCCUAUGACCCCAAGCUAGAUAGUGUAUCAGCCCUUAUCAAUGAAGAGCUGUACUCUGGUGUAUAUAUAGAUUUCAUGGGGACGGACGCUGCCAUUUUCCGAGCAAUGGGAAAGCAGGCAGCAAUGAGAACAGACCAGUACAACUCACGCUGGCUCAAUGACCCGGCAUUUGUCCACGUGCAUCUCAUUCCGGACAGCGCAGAUCGAAAUGAUGACAAACUUUACUUCUUCUUCCGUGAAAAGUCUACAGAUUCGCCUCACAGUCCCACGGUCUACUCCCGCAUUGGACGUGUCUGCCUCAACGAUGAUGGAGGUCACUGCUGCCUUGUCAAUAAAUGGAGCACUUUUCUGAAGGCACGACUGAUAUGCUCAGUGCCUGGAGCCGACGGAAUAGAGACUCACUUCGAUGAGCUACAGGAUGUAUUUAUCCAGCAGACACAGGACAAUAAAAAUCCAGUAAUAUAUGCAGUCUUUUCUUCAUCGGGAUCUGUGUUUAAAGGGUCAGCAGUUUGUGUGUACUCCAUGUCAGACAUCCGUAUGGUGUUUAAUGGGCCAUUUGCGCACAAAGAGGGACCCAGCUACCAGUGGAUGCCUUACACGGGAAAGAUUCCAUACCCACGACCUGGCACGUGUCCAGGUGGUACCUUCACCCCCUCAAUGAAGUCCACCAAGGAUUACCCAGAUGAGGUGAUAAACUUCAUGCGCACGCACCCUGUCAUGUACAAUCCUGUGUAUCCAGUGCACCGCCAGCCAUUGUUAGUCCGCACCAAUGUCAAUUACCGAUUCACAACCAUUGCAGUAGACCAAGUGGAUGCAUCUGACGGGCGCUAUGAAGUGUUGUUUUUGGGCACAGAUAAGGGAACAGUACAGAAAGUGAUUGUUCUUCCAAAAGAUGACCUUGAGACAGACGAGCUAAUAUUAGAAGAAGUAGAAGUGUUCAAGGUACCAGCACCCAUUAAAUCCAUGAAGAUUUCUACAAAGAGACAACAGCUUUACGUGGCUUCUGUGUCGGGAGUGACCCACCUGGCCCUCCAUCGCUGUGAUGUGUAUGGUGAGGCUUGUGCAGAUUGCUGUCUCGCCCGAGAUCCUUACUGUGCCUGGGACGGGAAGACCUGCUCUCGCUACUCAGCUUCCUCCAAGAGACGUAGCCGACGUCAGGAUGUAAGACACGGGAAUCCAAUGAGGCAGUGCAGAGGGUACAAUUCAAAUGCCAGUAAGAAUGGGGUGGACGGAGUGCAGUAUGGAGUGGAGGGCAGCUCAGCCUUUCUGGAGUGUCAGCCACGCUCCCCCCAAGCCUCGGUGAAAUGGAUUCUCCAGAAGGACAACACUGAUCGAAAGAAAGAGCUCCGUUCUGAAGGUCGCUUCCUGAAGACAGAACAAGGACUCCUCAUGCGCUCCCUGCAACUGUCCGACUCUGGAAUAUACCACUGCACAGCCACUGAGAAUAAUUUUAAGCACACUGUGGUGCGUGUCCGGCUCCAUGUUCUGGGUGCUGACGCUGUCACAGCAGCAAUCCUUCAACCAGAACCUCCUGUGGCCCUUGCCACCAACCCAGCUGGGCCCCCAGGGGCCUAUGAUGAUUUAGUACAGCUUCUUUCUCAGCCUGAGAUGGGGCUUCUCAAUCAGUACUGUCAGGGAUACUGGCGCCCUUCAGGCUCUACUCAGACUGAUACAAAGGAGUUUCAGGACCAAAAACGUGCCAGGAAUCGGAGAAAUCAUCCGCCCACUGGGGAACUGCAGACAUGAAACAGGACCAAGCAAUUCUAGGACCAACUAUUCUUCAUCUCCUUACUCCCCCCACAUCUGGCCUCCUUUCUGGACUGACCUCUAUUUUAUUUUUUACACAAACCUAAUUUUUUUUAAAUAUCAUGACAAAAAAAACAGAACAAACUAUAAAUAUAUAAAUAUAUAAAAUAUAUAUAUAAAGAAAGAAUGGAGUUUACUCUUAACUGAGUCUCUUAGACUUUAUUUAUUGGGGGAACUGAAUUCCCUCCCAUGCCAAUUCCUCUUUUACCGGGGUGCAGUAUGGACAGAGAGGAUUGGUCCUAGUUUCUGAAAUUAUGUGACAUUUCACCAUUGGGGGACUCUUUACAUCAUGUGAUUCUACCGAAACCCUGACGCUCCUGUCUUCUUUGCUUGAGGGACCUGCAGAGUGUCGGCGGAGUGUUACUGCUUUAAUACUACCAGAGCCUGCAGAUAAUUGCACAUAAACCCCUCUAAGACUACACAAACUGUCGGGUGUUAAUCUGUCACCCACCAGUACUUCAGGAAUCUGCAGAUCAUUGCUCCAUGACCACUUCGCAAUACAGUUUGCAGAGCCCCUCUCCAUUAUCCCCGCUCUGCAGGCUGAAACUUCAAUAAAGAAUCUCUGACAAAGAUUUUGUCUCUGUUGUUACACCAUAGACACCAUGAUGUGAUGUGUGUGUCAUCCCGCUUCUCCUACACUACGAAGUUUGCCCUGUCCAAGGCCAUGUGUUUGAAUCUCACCCCCAUUUUUUCUCUUGGAUUAAAAUUGACUGCAAUACUCCAAAGCCUGGAGUAGGGGAGGAGUGAUAGGACCUCUGUAUCCAUGAUGAAAGCUCAACCCAAUUAGAAUGUAUGCAUUUCAGAGCUCUAUUCCAAGUCGAUUAGGGUACAUUAUUAUUGAAUUACAUAUCCAAAAGCAUUAGGAGAUUUAUUUGUCUUAUGAUGUGUGACUGCUUUCAGAAAAAAAGCAGAUAUAAAAUUAAAUUUGACCUAAUUAUAUUAGCCAUUGGCUCCCACAGAACUGAGUGUUUCAGUAAUGUGUGAGUCUGCACUUUAUACUCUUGGAUUCCCUUUUCCAUUUAUUGGGCACAGUAUUUUCUGGAAAUGACAGAGACUAUAAUCAUUAUAUGAGCUAUAAACAAUUCAUAACAGGGGAGGGGGCAACACGGGAUUGGGGAGGCUUGUGAUUAUGCUUAGUGAUGUUCUACAGGGAAGCACAAACAAACAGCUGACAGAGGAAUGUUAUUUUAUGCAAGUCUUCCUUUUUAUAUAGUGGACUAUUUGUUAUUGUAUUGGAUGAUGUGUUUUCCCUCUGAUGCCAGUUUUGUUUAAAAUGAGGUAUGUGUCCCUGUUGCCUGUGGAUUAGAAGCAGGGAAGUUACCGGUAGCCUGAGACUGGCAUUUAGGGAGGUUUCUGGUGAGUGCAUUCUGAAAUGUUUUGGAAAAGUCCAAAUUGUGUGUUAAUUAGCAUGUAAUGCGCCUGAAUUGUUUGGUUAUGGUAUAGGAGUCAAGUCUGGUAAUAUCGGUACGAAAUGAGUCAGAGUUAACAAUAUUAUAGGUAGGGCAUUAGUCCAAAUGGUCUUGGUAACAAAUGAGUCUGAAUUGUGUGCGUAUUGGUAUGACAUGAGUAUAAAUUGUCUUUGGAUUGAUAAGAAAACAGUCCAAAUUGUCCAUGACUAUGUACUAAUGAGAAUGAUUAGCGGGAAGCAACGCGUCCUAAUUGUCUGAUUGACAAGAAGAAACAAGUCACCGGUUUUUAUGCGUUCGAGUCAUCAGACGAAUGACAAGAAUCUAUUCUUCCAUUGUUCCAUUUGUCCGAUUUUGCCUGAUUAACUGGAUUAAAUGAGUGCCUGUUGAUUGGGGGGAAAAUCAAUUCCACUUUGUGUAUUGUGAGAAUAAACACAAUCCCAGUAGGAAUGAAUUUAGGACAACUGAGAGAUAUCUGUCCUGGUGGUAUCACUCGUAUAGGUACAAUGCUGAUGAUGGUGGAAGGU
Molecule: messenger RNA, 5022 nt
Organism: Xenopus laevis (African clawed frog)
Lineage: Eukaryota; Metazoa; Chordata; Amphibia; Anura; Pipidae
Gene: sema3f.S
Product: semaphorin 3F S homeolog
Exons: 19
Coding region: 687-3029 (780 amino acids)
Biological process (GO): axon guidance; semaphorin-plexin signaling pathway; negative chemotaxis
Cellular component (GO): extracellular region; plasma membrane
Molecular function (GO): semaphorin receptor binding; chemorepellent activity
Source: RefSeq, a predicted model, not a curated record